Molecule: messenger RNA, 5048 nt
Organism: Sceloporus undulatus (fence lizard)
Lineage: Eukaryota; Metazoa; Chordata; Lepidosauria; Squamata; Phrynosomatidae
Gene: STAM2
Product: signal transducing adaptor molecule 2
Exons: 14
Coding region: 135-1694 (519 amino acids)
Biological process (GO): signal transduction
Cellular component (GO): endocytic vesicle
Molecular function (GO): ubiquitin binding; phosphatidylinositol binding
Source: RefSeq, a predicted model, not a curated record
GAGGUGGAAAAGAGAGGGAGAGGGGGCGUGGCUGGCGCGGGUUGCGUAUCGCGUCGCUUGCUCACCUGGGGCAGCCGCUGUCCCUCCGAAGAACGCAGCCCCUCCUUGGAGGAGCAGCAGCCACCGCCGCCGCCAUGCCGCUCUUCGCCCCGAACCCCUUCGAGCAGGACGUCGAAAAGGCCACAAAUGAGUACAACACUGCGGAAGACUGGGGAGUUAUUAUGGAUAUAUGUGACAAAGUUGGAAGCACUCCUAAUGGAGCAAAAGACUGCCUUAAAGCUAUUUUGAAGAGAGUAAAUCACAAAGUACCCCAUGUUGCUCUGCAGGCCCUAACUCUGUUAGGAGCUUGUGUUUCAAACUGCGGAAAAAUUUUCCACUUAGAAAUCUGCUCACGUGACUUUGCCAGUGAAGUACGUGUUAUAAUAAACAAGGCUCAUCCUAAAGUAUGUGAAAAAUUAAAAGCUUUAAUGGUGGAAUGGUCUGAAGAAUUUCAGAAAGACCCACAAUUUAGUCUGAUAUCAGCAACUAUUAAAUCUCUUAAGGAAGAAGGGGUUACAUUUCCCACUGCUGGACCACAGAGUCCCUCAGCUGCCGCCAAGAAUGGUGCACCAUCAAGCAAAAACAAAGAGGAUGAAGAUAUAGCUAAAGCUAUUGAAUUAUCUUUGCAAGAACAAAAACAACAGCAAACAGAAACAAAAUCUUUAUACCCAUCUGUAGAAAUUCCACAGAACAAUCAAAAAAUCUCAAGAAAGGUCCGAGCCUUGUAUGACUUUGAAGCUGUUGAGGACAAUGAACUCACCUUUAAGACUGGGGAUAUUAUUGUUGUUUUGGAUGACAGUGAUGCCAAUUGGUGGAAAGGAGAAAAUCACAGAGGAAUAGGAUUGUUCCCAUCUAAUUUUGUGACCUCUAACUUAAAUGAUGAACCUGAGUCAGCAGCAACUGUGGAGAAGAAUGCUUCUUCUGAAGACACUGCAGAGGAGACUGCAAAGGCUGAGCCUGAACCAGUUUACAUAGAUGAGAAUAAAAUGGAUAGGGCAUUGCAGUUACUCCAGAGUAUAGAUCCAACAGAUCCAAAACCCGACUCUCCUGAUCUCCUGGAUUUAGAAGGUAUCUGCCAACAAAUGGGUCCAAUGAUAGAUGAAAAGCUAGAAGAAAUUGAUAGGAAACAUUCUGAAUUAUCUGAACUAAAUGUUAAAGUGAUGGAAGCUUUGGAACUCUACAACAAACUAGUAAAUGAAGCUCCCAUGUAUUCUACAUACUCAAAGAUGCAUUCGUCAGCUCAUUACCCACCUACAUCAACUGGUGUUCCAGUACAGCCAUAUCCUUUACAUCCUCACAGUGGGAACUACGGGCUUCAUGGUGUCCCUCAAGGGUACACUCCAGGAAGUGAUCAGAUUGGCCCACUGAGGUCCUUGCCUCCAAAUGUAAAUUCUUCAGGAACAUCUCAGCCUGCUCAGACAGCCUAUUUAAGCACCGGUCUAGAUUCUGUUCCCAAUCCUGCUUAUGUGAACCAGAAUUCUUGCCUUCCACCAGCUGGUACAGUUCCUUACACUCAACAAAUGGGCAUGCCUAUGGAUAUGCUAGCCUACCAGAACACUGCAUCCAGUUUGCCUCAAGGAGUAUGCUAUCCAGCACUUCCUGCUCACUCGCUUCAACAGCAACAAACAAGUUACCACCAGCAGCCUCUCCUCUGAAGAUGCAGGCUCUCGUCCUAAAAGCAGUCUUGAAAGUUGCUGACCCGUGUCAUUUAAAUUUUCCCUCCAUUAGUUUGAAAGGAUACUUCUGCUCAAGGGAAAUGGCAACCACACAAAUGUCAAUGUUAAAAUUAAUUCAGGUUCAGAUCUUUUCCUGCAAGCCUGUUUAAAUAAGGUGAGCUGCCAAUGAAUUCAAAAUCAAUGCCCUUCAGACCUUGGCUCAUGGAGCAUUCUGCCUAAUAUCCUGCCUAUUUAGAGAACCAAUCUGGAGUACCUUUCCCUUGUAAUACAUUUCAUAAGCGAAAGCUUUGAAAGCAAGUUCAUUUAUGCACCUCCUCCUGUUUGUUCUUUCCAGGCUUUAUUAAUGCUGUUGUUUUUAUGAAACCUUUAAGUUCAACUGCUAUCUCAAAAUCCAAUUUAUUUAGUUAAUUUGCUGUUCACUUUGCACCCCUGCUAGAUCAUCUUAACAGAUUGCAUUUUAUGAUUGUUCAAUAAAACAAUAGUAAACUUGGGGAGAAGAAAACUUCGAAUGACAGAUGUUGUUAAUGGCCUUUAUUUCUGCCAGACUGAAUUUCUUAUUUGCACUUCUCACAAACUAGUGCCAUUUAUUGUGACGGAGUAGUUCUUUCUUUCUGAGUCUAAAGUGUGUGUUGUUGGAUAUAACAUGAUUUCCCAGCACAGGAAUUGGGUCUUUUACACACACACACACACACACACACACACACACACACACACACACCCUUUAUUCACUGGCAUUGCUGAAUGCUUGCACUUAUGAAAGAGACACCUUUAACACUGGAAAGACAUGCUUAUGCUAUGAUUUAUUUACAGAGUUCAUGAUUGGGUUUUUGGUCUUAAUUGACAAAUACUUACUGAUAGAGGGAGGGAUCUAGGGCAGUAUGCCAUGACAAGGUACCAUUGUGUUCGUCAAGGGUCAGGAAGGAGCCUGGCCUGAUUUUUUUUAAGGAGAACCUCUCCCUCCACUUUGAGGGCCUAGUUGUCCCUUGUUCUCCAUAUACUUGCCUGGCUAUUUAAUAUAAUAAUAUCAACAGAUAACUUUAUAAGUUACAUUUUAUUGACUUACAUGCUGCCAUUGAGGGUGUUUUUUGGGAGGGAAUGAACAGUGUUUUAGAAAAACAAAAGGAUAGUUAAAGGCAUGGGAAUCUGAAAUGUUUGUACAUGAGUCUCAAAGUUCUUCUGAAAUUUGUUGUCUGUUGUAGAAGUACAUAGUACUUUGUAGUGAGGUCUACGUUUCUCCAAAUCAAACCUGCUUGUUGUCAUGCUGCCCUUUCUGUUCUUAAACUGGUGCUAAAUAGGCUGUUCAGAAGAAAGGUGGUAAUGAGGGGUACAGUUGCACUUUGGACCAGUGUUUCUUUGGUGGCAGCAAGGAGGUGUCCUCACUUGUUGAUUUUCUCCUUGACGAAGCCAUUUGUGCUUUUCCUUCCUGCAGACUUUUAAUUUGUUUAGUAGUGAUCUAAAAUGGCAACAUGGGACACACUACACAGGGUGAUUCAAAAAGAAUGGUGCAAAACCAAGUAAGAGCAGGUUUACUUUUGUGCCAUUCUUUUGGAAUCACCUGGUAUAUGUAUGUUCUCUCUCUCUCUCUCUCUCUCUCUGUGUGUGUGUGUGUAAAUACAUACACAAGCAAUUUCUCAUUUUAAAACAAUUAAUUUCAAAGGGUGCUCUUUAGAAUCCGUAUCUAGAGCAAGAUAAAUUUUUCUCUCAGCUCAAACAUUUUAUAAGCAAAAUGAAGUUUUUGAACAGUGUAGCUCCUUCAUAUUUGUGAAUACAUAGGGUAAAUCAAAGUUUUUAUUGAUCCACAUUCUUUGAUACUACAUUAAGUGGUGCCCAAUAUCUUAUUGUGAUGUGGAGUUGAAGCAAUUUUUUUCAUUGUAUUUUGUUCUUUAUAUAUAUAUAUAUAAUAUAUAUAAAUAAUGUCUGUAUAUAUCUGCUUGUCUUGAGAUUUUAUACACAACUACAUAUGUGCUCAUUCUCUAAAAAAAAGAAUCACUGAUUUUUUUCCUAUGAGGCUGCAUUUAGCUUUAUUGCUAGUUGCUGUAAUCUUAGAAGGCAGUUUUGCAGAUUGUAAAUAUGUAUAAAUUCUGAUGUUAAAACUGUAUCUAGUGUUUUGGUGUUAAUGGGGAUCAUCUUUCUCUUUUCUAUACUAAAAUAUUAUUUAUUGCUAAAGAGUGAUCAUAGUUAAUGCUGCUAAAGAAAGUAGCUACAGAUUUCAAUAGUUAGGCCCCAGACUCCAUUGGUAUAUGCCCUGAAUCUGAAUGGAGUAGAGAAUUAUUGCAGGCAUAUACCUAUUUUUAUAUUAAAAGUAAACACGAAAUGCUUUGCUUUUCAUGUAACUGAGUAAAUAAAGAAUUGUAAUAAGGGUUAUACUAUGAUUUGUCUCACAGAUGUUAAAAUAAAGUACAGUCUAUGUUUGAAGGUCAUUUUCCUAUUGACAGUUGUUUUUCAGAAACCCUUCUCUUUCCCAGUUUAAAUGUUGCCUUGUGGCAUUACUUGUCCAAAUUAUAACUCUGCCUGCUUUUUAAAAAACAUUCAUAGUUUGAAUCCCCAAAGACAUUGGUAUGCAGUGUGUUAGAAAUUUCAGCAUUUCUCCCCAUCCCCCAUAAUAUUAAAAUGACAAGACUGUUAAACAUGCCUUACUACUUGUCUGUUGACCUGGUUUUCAGUUAUAGACUUCCCAUGUUGUAGAAGAAUUGGAUGAAAGACUAUCAGUUAAAGAAAGGGUGCCUCUGUCACGUUAUUGCUGUGACUUUUCUGACUACCUUUCUGUUGUUAUCUGUGCAUUGAGCCAUCUCCAGUGCUGGCUUUUCAUCAGCAGAAUGGAAACUUAGUUCCUCCCUCUCUACAUGCUCACCCCAAAUAUUUCCUGGUAAAUCAGGGGAUCCUCCAUAGUACGUUGUUGGGUACAGGAGAGAUAAGAGGAGAUCCUAUUGGAUGAGCAGAAUUCUACUUGCAUUAUCCCAGCAUAAUGUAUGAAAUAGAUUUGUUGUGAUGAAAAUAGAUUGCAGAAUGCUUGACUGUCUUUCCCCUGGAAUAUCUGACAGAACACUGGAGUAAACUGUUUUGAUCUUGUAUUAACUGGUGAAAUGGAUUCUGCAUAGUACUGGAAAUGAGAAUGCCUUAGAUUUGCUCUUUGUAAGAGGUUCCCAGUGUGUUUACUUAUCCAAUUCACACAUUAAGAAUUUUUUUCUGCAACAAAAGACGAUUUGGGUGUUUUUAUACAACACAUUUGUCAAGCAACUUCCACUCUUUAACAGUUUGGAUUCUGAUUGUAUGAAAUAUCCAUCCAGCAUCAUGUUUGCGCUGACUUAAGGAAAUAAACCUGUUUAACAAAAA